Coffea eugenioides is the source of this 1656-nucleotide messenger RNA. Its product is annotated as methylsterol monooxygenase 1-1-like. NCBI's taxonomy places the organism in Eukaryota, Viridiplantae, Streptophyta, Magnoliopsida, Gentianales, Rubiaceae. The record is from RefSeq and is a predicted model, not a curated record. Gene Ontology annotation, biological process: sterol biosynthetic process. The transcript is spliced from 5 exons. Gene Ontology annotation, molecular function: iron ion binding; C-4 methylsterol oxidase activity. Bases 381 to 1295 code for a protein of 304 amino acids.
AGAAGGGAAAACCGAAUAUUCCCUUCUCCGGUUUCACAGUAUUGCAGUUCAGUCAUCGGUGUUGAGCGUUCUCUCUCUUACACGCACAACACACAGUCGAUCACUGACUCAGCCACCAUCUUCACCACUCCACACCGUUUGAAUAUUCUCCCUAAGCUGCUUUUCCCGCAUAUUUUAACCAACACCCCCCGACACUACAAACAAACCAACGAAACAAAAAACAAAACACUUCCCAGUUCCUCCCUAUCCCCCCAAUCCCAGACUACACAGCUCACCCCCGCUAUUUAAUAGUAGUAGUGUUCGCCCCACCUCAGCACCGAGACAUUUACCCCUCUUGGUCAACCCAUUUCCUCACUCUCCCCGCCACCCUACAUCGAAUAAUGUUGCCAUACACUUACAUCCACGAGGCGGAAGCCGCCUUAGGCCGAGGCCUAACGGCAGCGGAGACCCUUUGGUUCAACUAUUCCGCCAACAAAUCCGAUUACUUUCUAUAUUGCCACAACAUCAUUUUCCUCUUCCUUAUUUUCUUACUUGUCCCUCUUUACUAUCUGAUUCUUGAAUUCUUCUUCAGAAAUUCUGUCCAGCCUUACAAAAUUCAGCCCAAAGUCAAGCUCUCCCUCUCUGAUUACUUCAACUGCUACAAAUCUGUCAUGCGCAUGUUCGUCAUUGUUGUCGGCCCUCUUCAACUUCUCUCCUAUCCCUCUAUUAAGAUGAUUGGGAUAAGGACUAGCUUGCCGUUGCCAUCGGUUUGGGAAAUAUUAGCUCAAUUGACGAUGUAUUUUAUGAUAGAAGACUAUACCAACUAUUGGAUCCACAGAUUCUUGCAUUGCAAGUGGGGUUAUGAGAAAAUUCACAAGGUUCACCACGAGUACACUGCGCCGAUUGGAUUUGCGGCGCCGUAUGCUCAUUGGGCGGAGGUUUUGAUCCUCGGGAUCCCAGCUUUCCUAGGGCCGUCCCUGGUCCCAGGGCAUAUGAUUACAUUUUGGUUGUGGAUCGCGUUGAGGCAGAUUGAGGCCAUUGAGACUCACAGUGGGUAUGACCUCCCCUGGACUCCUACGAAGUAUAUACCCUUCUAUGGUGGUUCAGACUACCAUGACUACCAUCACUAUGUCGGUGGCCUAAGCCAAAGCAAUUUUGCUUCAGUUUUCACCUACUGUGAUUACAUUUAUGGGACAGACAAGGGAUACCGCUAUCAGAAGAAAGUCCUCCAGCAGCUACGAGAUGGAUUGGGAAAUGAUGGUGACCAAUAUGGAGUCCCCUUCGACACCUCUUCAGAAAGUCUGAAAGUUGACUGACUAGUUAUGGGAUAUCAGAGUAGCAGAAAAGCCCUUCUAGCAAUGUUUUCCUUUUCCAGUAUGCAUUCUGUUAGUCCCUAGUAUUUAAAGCCUAAGCUUUUGAGGUGACCUCAUCCAUUGUUUUCGCAGUACUGAAUCUACUGAAAGACUAGAUGGUUCACUGUUUCUGAAGGGCGGAUUGAGUAACCUUCCGAAUUGUGAUCUUUGUAUAGCCUAGUUUGUCCCUUUCUUUCUGUUUCUGCUUUCCCUCAACAUGAUUCUAGUGGCGCAUUAGGUUUAGUUCUCUGGUGCAUGAACUUUGUUAUGGUGCAGUAACUUCUUAUCUAAAUCUAUGCUGGCCAAGCAACAUUGCAUUCGUUUA